GCCGCAUUGCAAAUAUCAUUGUAGAAAGGUCUGUAAAUGGGUAUUCAUCCAUAUCAUCACUGGAAUUAUGGGAAGAUUCAAACUUCCAUGAGUACAUAUUACAAACUGAACAAUGCACUUCGAUAUUAAAAACAUAUUGUGAUAUCAAGGGGGAUUCAAUGAUUGUGCAUUUUUCAAAGGCAGGGAAAAAGCAAUGGGUCGAAUAUUUACUUCCGAAUUCAGAAAAAAGACAAAGAUACAGAUCACUUAAUGCCGCUUGCUCUAAAAAUCAACCCGACAUUGUAAAUCUCAUUUUAUCAUCAGGUGUGGAAUGUGAUCUUCAAACUAGUUUUUAUGCUGUACAAAGUGGCAAUAUAGAGUUAUUGCUACGUGUGUGCGAGUUUGUUAAUCUUCAUCAAACUUCAUAUUCUUUGCAUCCUAUCUGGAGUUGUUUAAACCAUAGCUUACUUCAGGAAAUCUGUCUUAUGCAACAAACACAAUUAAUUGGACAGGUUGUGGCAAAAUAUCCAUUCCUUGUACAUAUUAAAAACAACCAAGGCGCCAAUGCAUUACAAUAUGCAGCAAGUUCUGGAGAUAAAAAUGCAUUUAUUCAUCUGUUAAAGUAUGGUUGUGAUCCAUAUGAAAAAGAUCAAGACAAUGGCCACACGGUUCUUACUUGUGCUUGUCAGGAUGGUAGGAUAGACAUGGUGAAAUAUCUUGUUGAUAAAUAUCCUGCAUUACUCAAGGAGCACACAGAUGUUCAUGGUAAAAGUCUUUUGUAUUGGGCAGCUUUCAGUGGAAAAAUAGAUAUGUUUGAAUACAUGCUUCAUCUCCUUCAGAAUGAAAAUAUACAUCUUUCAAGUGACAUAAAACAUAUGGUAUCUGCAAAAGAUAAUUCAGGUCAAUCUAUGUUGCAUGCUGCAUGUAGCAAUGGUCAUUUUGAUAUGUGUGGGUAUCUCUUGAAAAGAUACCCAGAAUUACUGAAUGCUACAGACAAUGACGGUGAAAAUGCUUUCCACUACACAGCUCGAGGAGGGAACGUAGAUCUUUUGAAGUUUCUCUCAAGUAAAGGAUUAAAUGUUAACUGUACAACAAAUACCGGGAAGACUGUGUUACACGUGAGUUGUGCUGGGGGUAGAGAGGAAAUGUGUAGGUAUCUGGUAAAUAUGUAUCCAAGUUUAAUAUCUGUUAGAAACAAUAAGGGAUUGACAGUAUUACAUUCAGCUUGCAGAGGAGGGAGUGUAGAAAUUGUGUCUUUUCUUAAAGAAAAAGGAAUGGACAUUAAUACCUUGUCAAAUGAUGGUAAAAGUAUUCUGCAUAUAGCAUGUCUCAAUGGGAAGUUUGAAGUUUGUGUGUACUUAGUUGAGAAUCAUCCCCAUCUUUUAAACGUCAAAGACAAGUCUGGUAAUACAGUGUUGCAUGCUGCAGCCUGGGGAGGCAAUGUUCAAAUAGUAAAACUAUUGAUUGAGAAAAACAUGGACAUCAAUGCCCUACGGGAAGAUGGUGAAACAAUUUUACAUCUGUGCUGUCGUUCUGGUAAAUUAGAGGUGUGUGAGUAUUUGAUCAAUCAUUUUUCAGAUUUAUUGAAGAUAAAGAACACUAAAGGGUGGACAGUGUUUCAUUCAGCUUGCUAUGGUGGAAAUGUAGAAAUUGUGAUUUUUCUGAUAGAAAAAGGAAUGAAUAUUAAUACCUUGUCAAAUAAUGGUCAAACUAUCUUGCAUAUAGCUUGUCUUAAUGGGAAGGUUGAAGUUUGUGAGUACUUAAUUGAGAAUUACCCCCAGCUAUUGGAUGUCAAAGACAAAUCUAGCAACACAGUGUUGCAUGACGCAGCCCGGGGAGGUAAUGUUCAAAUAGUAAAACUAUUGAUUGAGAAAAAGAUGGACAUCAAUGCCCUACAGGGAGACGGUGAAACAAUUUUACAUCAAUGCUGUCGUUCUGGUAAAAUGGAGAUGUGUGAGUAUUUGGUUGAACAUUUCUCAGAUUUAUUGGAGAUAAGGGACAAUGACGGAUUGACAGUGUUACAUUCAGCUAGCAGUGGGAGAAGUCUAGAAAUUGUUUCUUUUCUUAUAGAAAAUGGAAUGGACAUAAAUACUUUGUCAAAUGAUGGUGAAAGUAUCCUGCAGAUAGCCUGUCUGAAUGGCAAAUUUGAAGUUUGUGAGUAUUUAAUUGAGAAUUAUCCCCAUCUAUUAGACGUCAAAGACAAAUUUAGAAACACAGUAUUGCAUGACGCAGCCUGUGGAGGCAAUGUUCAAAUAGUAAAACUACUGAUUGAGAAAAACAUGGACAUAAAUAGCAAACAGGAAGAUGGUGAAACAAUUUUACAUCAGUGCUGUCGUUCUGGUAAAAUGGAGAUGUGUGAACAUUUGGUCAAUCAUUUUCCAGAGUUAUUGGAGAUAAGGGACAAUGACGGAUGGACAGCGUUACAUUCAGCUUGCAAGGGAGGAAGUGUUGAAAUUGUUUCUUUUCUUAUAGGAAAAAGAAUGGACACCAAUGCCUUGUCAAAUGUUGGUGAAAGUAUAUUACACAUUGCUUGUCUGGAUAGUAAUUAUGAUGUUUGUGGGUAUUUAUCAACAAAUCACCCAGCCUUAUUAGCAGUAAGAGAUGAUCAAGGUAAAUCAGUGAUAGAUAUUGCGUCUGAACAAGGUGACAUAGACCUGAUUCAUAUUCUGAGAGAACGCCGCCAUUAAGGGACCUUCUUAAUUCUUCAUCAGUUCUGUAUUUGUAUGGCAGAAAUGCUGAGAAACAUUCAUAUAGAAAGUCUUCCCUAAAAUGUGAUAGAUAAAAACGGUUUAAAUUACUUACACUUACAUUGAAAUGUGAUUUUCCCCUAGUAUCCAUGCAUGAAAAGAAAGAAGAAAAUCAUAAACGAAGAAAGCGAACAGUGAUUUACCUUAGAAUCCAUUAAACUAAAAUAGAGAACAUUUCAGGAACAAAAAUACCCGAAAUAUCCAAAGGUAAGAUCAAAUGUCUAGGUAAAUGAACAGUUUCAAAUAUUGAAAAUUUUUAUGUAGUUUUAUCUUUACACUCAAGGAACGCUUGCAUUUUUUUUUCAUGCAAAACUGUACUACUUUAGAUCCAAAGAGCCUUAUUAGAUUUUUCACGAAGUUUCAUUUGAUCAACGUUUAUUAUCUUUACCUUUUCAUAUAUUACUCUGUUUUAUGUACAACAUAGAUCUUUUUUAUGCAAAUAUGUAUGGGACUGGAAUUGUAAAAUGUUCGCAGGUUCUUCAAAUGAUUCAGUACCAGAUCUGUCAUCAUUAUGCUUUUUAAGAGAAUUCAAAAUUAUGCAGACUUGAAAAAUGUUAUGAAAAUAAAGUUCCCCUGCUUUAAAAAAAUGUUUUGUAACAAAUGAUUGAAAAAUUAUCUGUAAAAAAACAUAUUCUUGCAAAUAUUCUUUUACUUAUUUUGCCCUACAGUUUUUGAAUGCUAUUAACUAAGAUUUCAUUUGUUUAUAUAAACAAGAAAGUUAAAAUAAAUUGAUUUUACAUUUAUAUCUCAAAAGAUAUGUCAAAAUCAUUUAGAGCUAAAUUAUUGUUGUAUAUUCAAAUACUUUAUUUAGAAGAUAGAAUGUGAAGAGUG
This is a messenger RNA of Saccostrea cuccullata (small rock oyster), 3557 nucleotides long. RefSeq names its product putative ankyrin repeat protein RF_0381. NCBI's taxonomy places the organism in Eukaryota, Metazoa, Mollusca, Bivalvia, Ostreida, Ostreidae. Gene Ontology annotation, molecular function: protein binding. Bases 159 to 2666 code for a protein of 835 amino acids. The record is from RefSeq and is a predicted model, not a curated record. Gene Ontology annotation, cellular component: ciliary inversin compartment. The transcript has a single exon. Gene Ontology annotation, biological process: protein localization to ciliary inversin compartment.